This is a messenger RNA of Schistocerca piceifrons (Central American locust), 4004 nucleotides long. Its product is annotated as rab-like protein 6. The record is from RefSeq and is a predicted model, not a curated record. Lineage: Eukaryota; Metazoa; Arthropoda; Insecta; Orthoptera; Acrididae. The coding region runs from base 216 to 2045 and encodes 609 amino acids. The transcript is spliced from 11 exons. Gene Ontology annotation, cellular component: cytosol; nucleus. Gene Ontology annotation, molecular function: GTP binding.
UGGCACAGAUGUUCGUUUGUUUGGCGUGUGUUUAUAGUAUUUUUGACAUAUGGCACAAGAAAAGGAGUUUGUUUGGUGAUGAACCCAUAGAUGGGUAACAAAGUUUAUAUCGUGGCAAAUUCAUAUCCAGAGACAAAAACCAUGAUUUUAAUCCGUCACUGCUGAAGGAAACGCAUAUAUUUCAACCACAAGUUGGUGCUGGAAGAAUUACCACAAUGCUUUCAGUUUUUAAGAGAUUGGCUGGUAAGUCAGAGAAUGGGCCACCAAAUUGCCGACCCGGUCACCAAGCUAUGUCACAUAGCUUACAAAGGAAGUUUGCUAAAGGCGUGCAGUAUAAUAUGAAAAUCAUAAUCAAGGGUGACAGAAAUGUUGGCAAAACAUGCCUUUUCAAACGACUUCAAGGCCUUAAAUUUGUUGAGGAAUAUAUCCCUACAGAAGAAAUUCAGGUUGCUUGCAUUCAGUGGAGCUACAAAGCAACAGAUGAUGUUGUGAAAGUAGAAGUUUGGGAUGUUGUAGACAAAGGGAAAAAGAAGACUAGAUUUGAUGGUUUGAAAUUGGAUAAUGCUCAGUUAGAGGUUCCAGAAGAGCCUGCAUUAGAUGCAGAGUUUCUUGAUGUUUACAAAGGAACUAAUGGAGUGAUCAUGUUGAUGGAUAUAACAAAAAGUUGGACUUUUGAUUAUGUUCAGAGGGAGCUGCCUAAAGUGCCAAACCAUAUUCCUGUUCUGGUUUUAGCCAACCAUUGUGAUAUGGCUCAUCAUCGCACAGUCACACCAGAUCAUAUAGCAUACUAUAUUGAAGAAUUUAAAAGGCCUGCUGGUUCAGCUCAAAUACGGUAUGCGGAGUCCUCUAUGAGAAAUGGAUUUGGCCUCAAACUACUACAUAAGUUCCUAAAUCUACCCUUUCUCCAGUUACAACAUGAAACAUUACUGGCCCAGCUUGCCACAAAUGAAGAAGAAACAAAACUAACCAGUCAGGAAUUAGAUUUAUUUCUUGAAAGUGAUGAAGCAGACUACAACAAGUUUUUAGAUAACCUUGUAAACAAGAGACGACAAGUAGCAGAUUCUGCGUCAUCUGUUCCCACUCCUCAGACAACUCAACAGGUAUCACAACAGCCAACAGCCUCUACUGCUGAUACUCCAUCUGUGAAACGCAGUAAUUCUGUUCCUGUUCCUGUUGCUGUUCCUGUUCCUGUUGGAGGUGGCAUUCCUAUACCAGAUCAAACAGCUGGCUAUGUUUAUAAAAUGUUUGGGAAACCUAAAGAAACAAUUGAAGAAUCUACUGGUGUGGAGAACAUGCAGCAACCUAGUUCAGAAGAAAAGAUUGAAACUCCCUCCAAAAAUCCUAGCACACCAGAAGUGAUAACAAGUGUUGAUGAGUUUGUGCCUGAUGGAGGACAGAUAGACAAUUCAUUUCUUGAAGACAGUCCUGUCACAUGUGCAUCUCCUGUACACAAGGAGGAAGAUACAGACAGUGAUGUGGACAAUACAAAUCCUCUUGUCACAAGGUUUCAAGAUGAACUUGACCCAGAAGAUGAGGUGACCAACAGCUUUAAUGCAAAAGAUGAUCAUUAUAUAAUUUCCUCCAAUAAAUUAUACAGUGACAAGCAGGACACAAUGGAUAACACAGAAUUUAACAUUAUGUCAGAGAAGUUUGAUUCGCUUUUAAACAUUGAGAAGAAGUCACAAAGUAUGCAAGAAAGCAAAGAUGAAUUUGGCCUGGGUGCUCAGAACUGGAAGAUCAAUUCUAAUACUUAUUCAAAUAUAAAUUUACAUUUGCUAGGACCUUUACAGACACCUGACAGCUCCACAGCAUCCAGUCCUGUCACUAUGAAGGACCACAGAAGAGAGAAAGUUAAGGGUGAUGAAAAAAAUGUCAAAAAACACAAGAAAAAACUAAACAAGGAUAAAGAACAGAAUGAGGAUAAAAAGAAGAAAAAGAAAUCUAGUAGGAAGCCCCAUCUUCUUGAAAAUAACAGGGAUGAGCUUGAAGAGUUCUUGAAUGGUACUGGUGUAAUACCAGUUGAUGCAGCGUAUGAGGCCAUCUAGCACUUGUCGUCUGUUAUCAGUGAACUACAGAGGAGAAUCUGAUGAGGAUCACCUUGCUACAGUGUCCCUGUCGUGGAUUGUUCUCUCUGUGGUAUGGGCCAACACAGCCCCAGAAACUGACUUACAAAGUGCUGAAAACAGUGACAGCGUGUUACUCAGGACAUUAUCAUUUUUCUUUUUUCACCUUUUCCUUUUUCCCAUCCUUCCUGCACCCAUCUCUCCCAACUCAUUGUUUUGUUUACCUCUCCCCUCCCCUAUAAUACAUAUCUUGCUAUUCUUUUUCUGCCCUUCUACAUUCUUGUGCCCCAUCCUCCUCCUCCUCCUCCUCCUCCUCCUCCUCCUCCUCACUACCUUGACCUCCAGUGCCCUCCAUAGUGCCAAGCUGACUAGUGCCUGAGUUGUGGAAGUUGUUGUUUGCUUUCCUGCGGUGUUUGCCGGAUCUUCCCUGCCGUGUUUGCUGGAUACUCCCCUUAACUAUGCCAUUGUAGGCAUCCCACUACACAUUUGUGAGUAGUAUUAUGUGAACACAGCAAAAACCGUGCGUUCCUACACACAUGCAGUUACUGGACUGGCCAUCUGUUGCCUUUGGUGAUUUGUGUCAUUGCUUAUGAGAUUGCUACCGCUUGCCUUCCAAAUGGUUGCAUUUGCACUUAUCUGCUCACCCCAAUGGCAGAUAGUGCUCAGCAGUGUUGUGUCUCCUAUUUGACAUGGUCUAGCUAUACUAGCACUAAUUAAAGUUGUGCUGUAUUUGAGUGCUGAAGUGGGAACUGUGCAAAGGCUAGCACUGUGCAGGGCCCUGCCCCACACUCCCUGGAUCUCCAGUCACUUCUGCGUCUACCAGAAGUUGCUGUACUAAUAAUUUGCAGAUGAACUGUAUAUAAUUUUGUGUCAAAUAUAUAAAUGUUGAGUAUGUAGUGCGAUACCAUGUACAAUGUGUGUUUGAGUGAAAGAGUCAAUUACAUACAAAUUGUUGUUGUAUGUUCAUCAGUUUCAUUUGUUUAUAAUUUUUUAUACUGCUUACAUUUAGUCAAUAUCAUAUGUAAAUUUCAUAAUGUAGAUUGAAUGAAACAGAAGUGUGCUUCUCAAUAUUCAAUGUAUAACAUAUUUUUGAAAAUAAUGUUACAAUAAAAUUGUGAUUUUUAUGAAUAUUUAGUUAUUUGUAAUAACUACAUGAAGCUAACUGUAUUUAAUUGAUGUAAUAUGUGUUACAAAUUUCUACUGCAAAAUAUGAAUCAAAAUGUUUGUUGUUUUUAGAGACAUUUGACAACUAACUCCUUAUAACAAACACUUUAUCUUUCUUAUUUAUUGGCUAUAUUAGUUUCAAUAGUUUCUAUAUCAUAACAUUCAGAAUUUUACAACUUACUGUUCUGAAAAUGUCAUUUACUAGUUGAAAUGUCUGAAAAUCUCUAUAAGUUUGUAUCCCCAGUUUGAAGUUCAUAUGUCUAAGAAAUGUUUUAUGGUUACAAGUAACUGAAAAUAACAUCAGAAUAAGACAGAAUGAGUUCAGGCUAAACAUGCUGCAAUUGUGGUUGUAGAAACUGCUUUACAAGAAGACGUCAUUUUGUGUUUUAACUAGAUAUGGUGGGCGGCAAGAGUAUUGCAACUUGUCUGUAAUGUUACUUCACGUUUUUUUAGUUCAUAUGGGCUUAUGUAAGCCUUUCAGCAUACAUCCAUUGUUUUAAUAAGCUUUAAUCACCCAAAGAUCAUGGCCAUGGUGCAGGCAGUAAAAAUAUCGUUCUUUUGUGAUUUAUGAACAUGAUUUUUGUCAGUGAGGACAAUCUGAAACUUCAUUGAUUCCUUUUAGUUUGCUAUUGUUAUCAUAUAGACAUAAUUUCUGAAUUGGACCUAACAAAGAUUGAAUAUCACAAUAUUAAUGUACAGAAAUAUUCAUAACUAACCUCAGUUGAUUUUUAUGCUAAUGUAAUGUCCUAAAUGGAAUAUAAAUGUUACCAUUACACA